ACUGUGAUAGCUGGUGCCUGGUUCAACCAAAACCAACCCAAGAGAGCCGGCUAAAAUUAUUGCGAUAAAAGAUAAUAACCAACAAUCAAACAUAAAAGGGCACAUCAAAACACCAUCGAGAAUUGGAGAUAAUAUAAGCAAAUACGAAUACCCAAAGCACGUUCAUAUUGUAUUGUUCUUCUCGCAAAUAGUCAUCAUGAGAGAGUACAAGCUAGUAGUUCUAGGUUCUGGAGGUGUGGGUAAAUCUGCACUAACUGUGCAGUUCGUACAGGGAAUCUUCGUAGAAAAGUAUGAUCCCACGAUUGAAGAUAGUUAUAGAAAACAGGUCGAGGUUGACAGCCAGCAAUGUAUGCUGGAGAUUCUUGACACUGCUGGUACAGAGCAGUUCACUGCCAUGAGGGACUUAUAUAUGAAGAACGGACAAGGGUUUGUGCUGGUAUACUCUAUUACCGCGCAAAGUACUUUUAAUGAUUUGGAGGAUCUGCGAGACCAGAUUCUACGUGUGAAGGAUACCGACCACGUACCCAUGGUAUUAUGUGCGAACAAGUGUGAUCUGGAAGACGAGCGAGUGAUUGGCAAAGAUCAGGGAAGUGCCAGAGCGAAGCAAUGGAGUUGUUACUUCAUCGAGGCUUCAGCAAAGAGCAAGAUAAAUGUAUCAGAAAUUUUCUUUAGUUUGGUACGGCAAAUCAACGAAGCUACGCCCGAUACCCAUAAGGAUAAGAAAGGAAAGAAGAAGGGAUGCCUUAUCCUUUAAAUCAUCUAUGUAUUGCAAAACAAUUCUGCGUCAAAAUCAUAAAUGGAUCAGAUUAAGGGAGAUUUGCUAAUCGCCAGGAUAAUGGCAUUUUCCGACGUAUAACUUUGUAAUCUUCGUAAUUUGGCGUCUACCUUACCAACUGAGUUUGACUUGGUACUGACGCGAUUUUGCGAACGACUGAAAGAAUAAAUAGUCACAACUAGACAACGGAGUUUCGUUUGUUGGUUUCUGUAGAAGCCAUUUUAGCGCGUAAAUGCUGAUUGAUAUCUCUCACGUUCUUAUCUCCCCGUGUAUUAGUUUAUAAUCACAGUAGAACGUCACAGG
Messenger RNA from Sphaeroforma arctica JP610, 1078 nucleotides. Its product is annotated as Ras-like protein Rap-1b. Gene Ontology annotation, molecular function: GDP binding; GTPase activity; GTP binding. Lineage: Eukaryota; Ichthyosporea; Ichthyophonida. Bases 197 to 754 code for a protein of 185 amino acids. The record is from RefSeq and is a predicted model, not a curated record. Gene Ontology annotation, biological process: Rap protein signal transduction. Gene Ontology annotation, cellular component: plasma membrane. The transcript has 5 exons.